AACCAUGUCCGACUCCAUUGCAACUCGUUCGAGAGAACUCAGAAGCAUAUAGAAAACAAGUAAAAUACAGAGAAAAAAAAAGAGUGAUGGCCAGCUCCAUAGCAACUCGUUGGAGAGAACUCAGUGGGGAGAACGAAUGGGAGGGUCUACUACAGCCACUAGACACUGAUCUCCGUCAGUAUAUAAUUCACUACGGUCAAAGGACUUCAGCUGUCGGAGACCUCUUCGACCCUACCACUUACGAUCCUAAAACCUCGAAAGAACAUUUUUUCACCGAGGCUUGUCUCAUAAAAGGAAACCCCUACAAGUACGAGGUGACUGACUUCAUUUAUGCUGGCUCGAAUGAAGUUACGUCAGCAUGGAUGGGAUAUGUGGCGGUGAGCACGGAUGAAGGGAAGAAAGUACUGGGCCGGAGGGAUGUUUUGGUUGCUUGGAGAGGGACCAGAACACUAUCGGAAUGGAUCAAUGAUUUACGGAUUCCGCGAGUAUCACCUACCGAUUUGUUCCCGAAGGCCGCUGAAUACAACGCUUUAGUGCACGAUGGUUUCCACGCGCUUUAUAUUGGGACGGUACCGGCUUCUACACAUAGCAAGAGGAGUGCUAGAAAGCAGGUCCGAACUGCUGUAAAGAAACUAGUGAACAAGUACAAACAUGAAGAACUAAGCAUAACCGUCACAGGGUUUAGCUUAGGUGGAGCAUUAGCAACAUUGACCGCAAUGGACAUAGUUGCCAAUGGAUGCAACAACCCCACCGGAAGCAAGGCGCCGUUCAUGGUGACCGCCUUCGUGUUCGGUUGUCCCCGUGUCGGAAACGACGGUUUCAAACAACUAUUUGAUUCGCUCAGGGGCGACAACCUUCGUCUCCUCCGUAUGAAAAACAAAAUGGACUUUGUUCCAGUAAUUUUAUUGUCUUACACCGAUGUCGGAAACGUGUUGAACGUUAACACCUCAGUGUCAAAGUACUUAAAGGAGAAGUUUUUUGGCUUCACUGGUUAUGCUUUCCGUGAUGGAAAUGGAGAUGAAGUAGGUAUCGAUAUAAGCUUGGUAAAUGAAGAUGAUCAUGAAGCUCAAGAAAUAAUUAUCAGCGGAUGGAUAAACAAUCUGUAUAGUUGUCACAACAUGGAUGUGUAUAUGCAUGGUGUUGCGAUCGAAAACAUUGCAGAAGAUACACCGGCGGAUGAAUUGGAUUAUGAUUUACCACUCGUGAAUAAACAUUUAGAUCGUGUGAAGGAUGACUACAAAUUUCCAACGGAGUGGUGGGUUGGUGAGAAUCGGAAGAAAAUGGAACAAAUGGAUAAUGGACGAUGGAGGGUUGUUUGAGUUUUGAUGACAAACAUGAAGGCUACUUUGGUUUUAAUAUAUAUAUAUAUAUUGAUAUAAAUAAAUGCCCUUAGAUAUUAGCUCAGGGUUUGUUGUUUGUAAAUGAAGCUUAUACGCUUCUAUAUAUAUUUAUGAUAUAAACAAAGGUCCUUGGAUAUUACCUACGGGUUUGCAAUAAUAUCACUUCAUUUAAUUUAUGUUA
Messenger RNA from Gossypium raimondii (Peruvian cotton), 1521 nucleotides. RefSeq names its product phospholipase A1-II 1. NCBI's taxonomy places the organism in Eukaryota, Viridiplantae, Streptophyta, Magnoliopsida, Malvales, Malvaceae. The transcript has 2 exons. The record is from RefSeq and is a predicted model, not a curated record. Gene Ontology annotation, molecular function: glycerophospholipid phospholipase A1 activity. Gene Ontology annotation, biological process: lipid metabolic process. The coding region runs from base 87 to 1319 and encodes 410 amino acids.